AGAUUUUGUAUUUAGGUGCUUUAGAAAUAAAUAUUUCAAAAUUAGUAAAUUCGUCAUGCUCAUCUGCAGAGCUCCCUAUAGUGUCAUACUUUUUGGAUCCUUCUUGCUAUUUUUCCCAAUUGAAAUUGAAACAUCGGUGGUUUUUAAUGCUUCCAAUGAUUGUGUUAUUCUUUGUAGUGGAGAAAUUCUCAAGAAUGUACAGCUAUCUCAAUUAUUCAAUGACAGUGGUUAUUUUGUUCGAAUGAAGCUGCUUGCUGAUCCAGCUGUUAUAGAGCAGAAGUUUAUGGAAUUGAAAAAUAGAUCCAAAAAUAUUGAUAAAAAUGUACUGAAAAUCUUUGUAGAUGAAUGGUUUUUACCUCCUGGAUCAGAUCUAGAGAGUUUUACACUUCCUGAUUGGACAGAAGUGCCUCGUUUUAUUGAGGAAAUACAUGACAAAGCCUUGAGAAAUUGGAUGAUUGAUCUGAAUAAAAUAUGGAAGGAACUGGCAAAGAAGAUACCUGAAGAUGUUAAGGAAAAUUCGUCUUUGUAUUCUCAGAUAUAUUUACCAAAUGGUUUUGUGAUUCCUGGCGGCUUCUUCCAGGAAAUUUAUUACUGGGAUAGUUAUUGGAUAAUUGAAGGUCUAUUAAUUUCUGAAAUGAAGACCACAGCUCGUGGUAUGAUUGAAAACCUUCUUCAUCUUGUCAAAAAAUAUGGGUACGUUCCAAAUGGCUCUCGAAAAUACCUCCUUGGCCGUUCGCAGUUCCCGAUGUUGAUUUCUAUAACAGAUUUAUAUUACCAUUAUACUCGUGAUUUCACUAUCAUACGUGACAACAUUGAUACACUGGUAAUAGAAUACGAGUUCUGGGUUGCCAAUCGCACCGUUCAAUUUUCGCUAGGUCACUUGAAUUACACACUUUUCCAUUAUUCUGUAAGCUCUGACCAGCCCAGACCAGAAUCUUACUUGGCCGACAAUACUCUCGUUCAAAAUGUCUCUGAAACCAAAGCCGCUCUCAUGUACGGAGAUAUUAAAGCGGCGGCUGAGAGUGGAUGGGAUUUUUCUUCUCGCUGGUUUAUUAAUAACGGCGUCGAAACUGAACAAAUGAGUUAUAUUGAAACACGUGUUAUAGCCCCUGUUGACCUUAACAGUAUUAUGUGUCGCAAUGCGCAUCUGCUCUCUGUUUAUUAUGAUAAAUUGAAAAAUGUUGACCGAUCAAAGUAUUACAGAGAAAAAGCAGCUACCAUGAAUUCUACAAUCAGUAGACUAUUUUGGGAUGAAGCAAGAGGUUUCUGGUUCGACUUCAACCUUGAGACCAAAGAAUUGGAGAAAGAAUUCUACGGUGCUGGUUUUGUUCCUCUUUGGGCAAGAACUUUCGGUAUUGAGCGCAACAGCUCAUAUGUCAUUUCAAAAGUGAUAAAUUUCUUGAACUCUCUGAACCUUACUUCUUUUCCUGGUGGUGUACCUGCAUCUUUAAUUUCAAGCGAGCAACAGUGGGACUAUCCAAACGGUUGGGCACCAUUGCAGUACUUCGCUGUCGUGGGGCUACGCAAGGCCGCUGUUUACAACGCAGAUGCUGGAAUCUUAGCUGAAUCCCUUGCUCGCAAGUGGGUGCUGAAUAAUUACUACGGCUAUAUCAACAGCAGCCCUCAUCUUAUGAUGGAAAAGUAUGACGUAACACAUUUAGGGACACCGGGCUCGGGUGGAGAGUAUCCAGUACAAGCUGGCUUUGGUUGGACAAAUGGCGUUGUCAUGAAGUUCAUGCACCUCUAUCCCCACUCUAUUCGCACCACCCAGGUCCAGGGAUAUGCUCCUAUCUGCGUCGCAGCGGUGCUACUGCUCACGAUGACAACCUCUUUGACGUUGUAUGUUUACAGAAUACGUUGUUCCGAUACAUCUUCUCGAUCUGUGCGCAUUGGCCUCAUGUGAUUUUCUGUAAUAAAUUAUUUCUAUUUUUUUUACAAACAACAAAGUACAUUAUUCUACUUGAAGUACCAGGAGUAUUUGUAGGGGAAAAUUGCAAGGAAAAUUGUGAUUAAUCUCAGCCGUUCCGACUGACUUAGCAAAUAUAUAUUUUUGAAAAAUUGAAUAACUAUAUGUUUUCCUGUGAUUGUUUCGUUUAUAUUUUAUCUGAAACUUCUUCCAAAAAAGACCAAGUCGCAUAUUUUCAUCCCGGACAACACAAGGAGUAAUUUUUAAAUUUCAUCACUUGAGAAUGAUCUUAUUAAGAAAAAAAAGUAUCCCUUUACCAUUAAUUUGGCUUUUUACCUCUACUUGGCUUGGCUUUUUGCGUUUUAGUUUCAUCUGCUGAAGAUUUGAACUGUGUAUUUGUGCGUGCUUUUGUAAUUCGCUACCUUUCAUUUUGACAUUUUAAGUUCAGUUUGUCAAUGGCCCUGUUAUUUUCUCUCUUUAGUUGGUGGCCGACCUGGAAUAGAAUUCUUAACGUUGCAUACGGUACGUUGCAUUGUUUUAAGUCACGGUCUUGUUAUUGAAGUAGACAUCACUUUAUGAUAUUGAACCCGUAAUGAACCGUUCUCAAGGUGUAUAAUCUGUAUUACCUACCUACAUGUUUGGUAAAAUAUUGGUAAAAUCACUCAAAAAAUAUCUGACUUUGGUGUAAGAUGCAAUUAUAAUAACGUAUAAUUGAACAGAUCUGACUAACAAAUCAAUCGUGUAUGUGGUUAUCAUUUACUCAAUGUUUGCAAACAUCAAGUUCACUUGUCAAACUUAUUUUCUCUACACAACUGUUCCAGGUCUUAAGUUAAAACUUGCUUCCUAACGUGUUUAUUAUCUUGAGAACGUUUACACCGCUUGCUUUUAUUAUGUGUGUGAGAAACAUAAGCUAAUUAUCCACGUUUCUCCGUAUAUAUUUGUAUUCGAAAGAAUUUGCUUGCCUGAUUUUGCGGUUUCAAUGUUUCAAUUUUUAUUACCGAGUUGGCGUUUGACUAUUCGUUUCCCGUUAGUUUAUUCAUACUUAGAACUAAAUACCUUGAUGCUCACAUACAGCCUUGGUUUACAUUCUAUUACAUUGACAUUACUUUCUAUGUUUAUUUGGUCUGGCAAGACCAAAUCUAC
Messenger RNA from Hyalella azteca, 3049 nucleotides. Its product is annotated as trehalase-like. The transcript has a single exon. NCBI's taxonomy places the organism in Eukaryota, Metazoa, Arthropoda, Malacostraca, Amphipoda, Hyalellidae. Gene Ontology annotation, biological process: trehalose catabolic process. Gene Ontology annotation, molecular function: alpha,alpha-trehalase activity. The coding region runs from base 56 to 1903 and encodes 615 amino acids. The record is from RefSeq and is a predicted model, not a curated record.